Molecule: messenger RNA, 2782 nt
Organism: Setaria italica (foxtail millet)
Lineage: Eukaryota; Viridiplantae; Streptophyta; Magnoliopsida; Poales; Poaceae
Product: PH domain-containing protein DDB_G0287875
Exons: 12
Coding region: 109-2463 (784 amino acids)
Source: RefSeq, a predicted model, not a curated record
CCCCAUCUGAAAUCCACCGAUCCAGACUCCCCCUCGGAUCCUCCCCGCUCCCCCCACCCACCAGAUCACAGAUCCCGCCGGCAAGAGGAGAGGCCGAGACGCGGCGCCAUGGACACGGAGCCAUUCGACGAGGCGGAGCUCCUCGCCCUCCCCGCGUCCCCCGCCGCUUCCCCGCCUCGCCGCCUCAAGCGGCUCAAGAAAUCCUCCUCCCAAACCACCGCCACCACUAGCACCACCGUCGCUACCACUACCAGCCCUCCUACCGGCUCCCCGCCUCCGCCCUCGCCACCGCAGCAACAGGCGUCUCCAGGCGGGGAAACCCUAGCUCCGAGCCCGUCCUCGCCCCCGAACCCUUCCCCCCGGCCGCCGACGCCGCCAGAUGCGAAUGCGCCGACCCCGCUGCCCCAUUCCUCUCCUGCUCCCGUCUCCUCGCCGCUGCCGCCGACCGACAGCCCCGAUAACGACGAGGAGGAUGACGGGCUCGACCCGCUGUUCUCGGAGACCGUCGGCGCCGGGGGGUGGGACCCGCUCGGCGCGCCGGCGGAAGGGGAGGACGGGGACGAGGAGGAGCUGCUGGGAGGCGGGCUCAUCGAGGAGCUGCGAAGGGAGAAUUCCGUGAAGAAGCGGCUCGACAUGGACGAAGCCGAGAGGGGAAUGGCUGCAGGGGCGGAGGCCAAGGGGAAGAGGAGCAAGAGGAAGAGGCAGGAGGAGGCGCCCAAGGAGUCGGCACGGGAGAAGAAACGCUCUGAAAAGGAGAGGAGGGCGCAGCUUGAUUCGAUCCACGCCGAGUCGCAGAGGUUGCUGCGAGAAACCAGGAGUGCAUCAUUUAGGCCAAUCGUGCAGCCAGUUUGCAAGCCCAUCUCAUCGCUCCUAGAGAAGAUCCGCCUUCGUAAGCUGGAGAUUCUAAAGAAAUCAAGCACUACUACUGAAGAUAAUGAUGCUGCUUCGGAGCCAGCCAUUGAUUCUGCUGUGCGUUUGGAUGUGCCCCAGGUUAAAGAAGUGACAAGAGAUGAUAAGGAUUUGAGGAUUGAUGGUGUUGAGGAACUUGGAACAAAUGGCCAUGAGCUGGAUCAGUGUGGUGUUGCUGAGGAUGAGGAUGAUUUGAAUUGUAAGGAGAAAGAUCUUCAUACCAAAGCUUCAGAUGAGGAAGCUUCUGAUAGAUCGCAAGAGAAUCAUGAGGAGAAUACUCAGUCAAGUGAGAAACAUAAUGAUUCAGUAGAUCAGACUCAACUGCCCCCUUCUUCAAGCCCUGCUAAGAAGAGUACAGAUGAUGAAUCUUCAUCAGAAGAUGAAGAAGAAGAAGAUAAUAAUAAAGAGAAUAUAGAACCGAGCACUCAAGAUAAUGAUGUAAAUACUCGUGAACACCUCCAACGAGCUAUUGGAGGAGACUCAUGUCCAGAUAAUGCCAUCCUGAAAGAUUUUCUAGAUGACGAAGCUGAGGAAGAGGAUGAUAGUGAUAAUGACAUGAUGAGAUUUAAGGAUGAUGAUGAGGAUGAUGGAAGUGAUGAAAAUGAAGUUUUUAAUGAUCUGAUAGCAGCUGGCUAUGAAGAAAAAGAAGUAGAUCAUGAUAAGCGUAAUGAACUCCACCAAAAGUGGCUUCAGCAACAGGAUGCUGCUGAAACAAAUAAUGUUAUGCAAAGGCUGAAGUUUGGCCAUCAGGAGCAGAAAUCAGUGCACGAAGAUGAAGAUGAAGAUAUAGAAGACUCUGAGAACGAAUCGGAAAAGGAAAUGUCAUACGAUUUGACUCCGGCAAAUGUUGUGCGGCAGAAUUCUGAAAAGGCAAAACAAAUGAUUGCAAAGAUGUUUGCAGAUGAUAAUGAUACUUAUGAUCACUCUGAUGAUGAAGAGAUAGAGGAAUAUUUGGCCCGUCAACGUAUUUCAAAGCGAGAAGUUGAUAAUAAUACAUUCAUAUCUCCGCUGGAAGAUGACAGCUCAAGGGAAGUAUUUGGUCUAAUAAAGAAGCUCAAUAUCGCUCCUCAGCCAGAGAGGAGAGGGAAACAAUCAACAUCAAAUCACGAAUUGCUUAUGACUGGAAAGAACAGCAGUGCUUCAAAGUCAUCUUUCCUUGGCCGAACUGCCAGUGGUUCAAUGGUGUCUUCUUAUAGAUCAGUUCAUAGAUCUUAUGUAUUUGGCCGUGAUGACAGCAACAGUAGUACCAGGAGCUGCAUGUCUACUUCAGAGAGUUUUUCAGAUAUGGAUCAGACCAAUUCAAGCCAACCUAAGAAGGCAAAGUUUAGCAGUUCACAGCAGAAGCCAGUGGGGCCACGAGCAAAUUCAAAGAGUGAUACGAAUUCAGGUGUUUCCUUAUUUGAGAUCCUGCGCAGGACUUCUUCAGUUACUUCUGAUAGACAAGAGCUUAGCAGUCAGGAAAGCUGUAGUACGAUCACAGAAAGUCAAGCUGUGCAUCAGUUUUCAGCAUUCAAAUUAUCAAGGAGGUUUUCUAGGGUGGGAGCAAGAAACUGACAGCCUCCUUCCCCAGCUAAAACUUGCGGCCAUCCUCAAUCAGAAAAAAGAAUAUACUUUCCAGCGUGCUUCCUUGUUUCCUGUUGCAGUUUUUGAAUUGCUAAUCAUGUGUUUCAUUAGUAUGUGCUGGGGAAUGUACAUUGGAUUUUCUGUAACGCUUAAAGAUGGGUGUCAUGUUUCCUUAUUCUCAGUCCUUUGGCUCUUCAAACGGAUGGUGUCAGUCUGUUGCCAAGUGUAUGGAUUUGGGAGUUGGGACUCAACAGUUGUUGUAGCUUAUGAUCAUAAAAGGAAAGAUUUUGUACGUGGAGACUUGCCAAAA